UUUGUCCCCUCCCAGCCCUCCCUUGCUGAUGUACUGAUCCUUUCUCAUUCCUACAGUUGUAGCCAGAACACUAAUGACACCCAUGAUACAGACUCCAAAGUACAUUCCACCGUGUGCUUCCCUGUUCUGUGAUGCGGAGACGGGGAGCGCGCGCGCGCGCGUGUGUGUGUGUGUGUGUGUGUGUGUGUGGCGGUGGCUGGGAGGCUCAGGCUGCAGCAGGAACGGGAGACCUGCGCCGGGCACGGCAGUGGAUUUGGGAGUGGUUUCUGCUGUCCUCACUUGUUCUUCCUUUGACCGGCUCCAUCCGUGCAGGAGUCUCGUGGUUUGGAAUUAGCCCAGUUUCCUCCACGCAGCUGCCCUCUUUUUCCUUUUCUUGACACAAAGGAUUAACCCUGGAAAGCAAUCUUUACAGCAAACCACAAAGCUGCGGUGCUUCUUUGGAACCGAGUCUUGAUCCGGAGGCUGUGGUGCCCAGACCCCACGUGGCUGGGGCAUGGCAUGGCGGGAGGCAUGGGUGUCCUGCCUGUCGAGUUCCAGGGAUGGACAGCGGGAAUGCAUAUCCGUCCACGUGGGCCAAGCAGGGGUCCAGAUCGGCAAUGCCUGCUGGGAGCUCUUCUGCCUGGAGCACGGCAUCCAGGCCGAUGGCACUUUUGGCACGCAGGCCAGCAAGGUCCAGGACGACGACUCCUUCACCACCUUCUUCAGCGAGACCGGCAACGGGAAGCACGUGCCCCGGGCCGUCAUGGUCGAUCUGGAGCCCACCGUGGUGGAUGAGGUUCGGGCAGGAACCUACCGCCAGCUCUUCCAUCCAGAGCAGCUGAUCACAGGAAAAGAGGAUGCAGCUAACAACUACGCGCGCGGCCACUACACGGUGGGAAAGGAGAGCAUCGACCUGGUGCUGGACCGCAUUCGCAAACUGACAGAUGCCUGCUCAGGCCUGCAGGGCUUCCUCAUCUUCCACAGCUUCGGGGGCGGCACCGGCUCCGGCUUCACUUCUCUGCUGAUGGAACGCCUCUCCCUGGAUUACGGCAAGAAGUCUAAGCUGGAGUUCGCCAUCUACCCGGCCCCCCAGGUGUCCACGGCCGUGGUGGAGCCCUACAACUCCAUCCUGACCACGCACACAACCCUGGAGCACUCGGACUGCGCCUUCAUGGUCGACAACGAGGCCAUCUACGACAUCUGCCGCCGCAACCUAGACAUCGAGCGCCCGACGUACACCAACCUCAACCGCCUCAUCAGCCAGAUCGUGUCCUCCAUCACGGCCUCCCUGCGCUUCGACGGCGCCCUCAACGUGGAUCUCACCGAGUUCCAGACCAACCUGGUGCCCUACCCCCGCAUCCACUUCCCCCUGGUCACCUAUGCGCCCAUCAUCUCGGCCGAGAAGGCCUACCACGAGCAGCUGUCCGUGGCCGAGAUCACCAGCUCCUGCUUUGAGCCCAACAGCCAGAUGGUGAAGUGUGACCCCCGUCACGGCAAGUACAUGGCCUGCUGCAUGCUCUACCGGGGGGACGUGGUGCCCAAGGAUGUGAACGUCGCCAUUGCUGCCAUCAAGACCAAGAGGACCAUCCAGUUUGUCGACUGGUGUCCCACAGGCUUCAAGGUGGGCAUCAACUACCAGCCCCCCACGGUCGUCCCCGGGGGAGACCUGGCCAAGGUGCAGCGGGCCGUCUGCAUGCUGAGCAACACCACGGCCAUCGCCGAGGCCUGGGCCCGCCUGGACCACAAGUUCGACCUCAUGUACGCCAAGCGUGCCUUCGUGCACUGGUACGUCGGAGAGGGGAUGGAAGAAGGAGAAUUUUCCGAGGCCCGGGAGGACCUGGCUGCCCUGGAGAAGGAUUAUGAGGAAGUGGGGACUGAUUCUUUUGAAGAAGAAAACGAAGGGGAGGAAUUUUAAAUACAAACGUUCCUCGUG
This is a messenger RNA of Globicephala melas (long-finned pilot whale), 1912 nucleotides long. It is a transcript of the gene TUBA8, whose product is annotated as tubulin alpha 8. The record is from RefSeq and is a predicted model, not a curated record. Lineage: Eukaryota; Metazoa; Chordata; Mammalia; Artiodactyla; Delphinidae. Gene Ontology annotation, cellular component: cytoplasm; microtubule. Gene Ontology annotation, biological process: mitotic cell cycle; microtubule cytoskeleton organization. Gene Ontology annotation, molecular function: GTP binding; structural constituent of cytoskeleton.